GGAAAACCGAGACCAGGACGAAGACUUUGCUCGUCACCAGGCUCGAGAUCAACUGCAACAUCCUCGAGAUCCCUCGUUACCCUUAGAGCGAUAAGGCGAUAGUAUUAUCCCGACCUUAAGAAGGCUGAGCCGAGUACCGGGCACCCCGUGAGUUUCGUCUUGCACCUACGGCGCACCCCACUCUGGGGGAAUGCCCCCGGUGCAUCGAAUUGCAGCGCGGCCCGGCAGAAAUGUGCAAAAGAUACCCGACCGGGUCUCGAGUGCGUGGGCGGACCCACGAUAUAUCAACCGGCGUUUCCGGGUACGGCGAUACGGGGUAUCACGUGCCCUGGAGUACAUCCGACCUCUGCAGUGGUAUCCACAGCUUCCCGACCUAAAAUUCGAGAUCAGUCCCCUGGCUCGGCCGAGUCUUUUCGAAUCGCUUCGAUCCUGGAUUCGCAUUUACUGGCGGCUUAGGCUUAUACUGACGAGCGCGGCCGAAAAGUAGAGGAAGAGAGAAAGAGAGAGAGCGCCUCGGGGUGAAGGCGCCGGCGAGCAGGGAGAGAAAGAAAGAGAGGAGCACGCGGUACGUGGAAGCGAGGGAGACGAAGGGAGACACUAAAAGGCUCCCGAGCGAAGGAGUCGCGGGAGCGAGAGAGAGAGAGAGAGAGAAAAAGAGAAAGAGGAGAGCCCGACUGCCGAGUGGGCGAGUCGAGGGGGGAGGCCCUCCGCUCUCCAGUCUCGCUGCUCUCUCGAGUCCCGUGGGUCUUUCUCCCAGUUGGAGCCUGCCAGGCGUAGGACGAGGAAGGCGGGCCGCGCACUCGGUGAGAGGGACCGAGACCGACGUCGUCGCUCCCUUUCUCGAUUUGUCUCUCCGAGAUUCUCGCGCGCGUCCAGUCCUCUCCUGUCGUGUGCUCAUCCGAGGCUUCGCGCCCCCUCGUGCGGUUCCAUCCAGAGCUCUGACCCCUUCUGGCCGAACUCGAGUUCCGGGGCCCGGUUUCGACGGAGUUCCACGGCGUUCCCCGGAUCUCCGCUGCGGCCACGAGGCGUUAUAUCCCGCGGGCGUCUCUCCUUUUAUCUCCCGCUCUCUUUCUAUCACUCGCGCGACGAGGGUGACGCUCUCGGAAAUUAGCUCUCGGCGCAUUCCACGGCGGAUACAUGGAUUCGAAGUACUGGGAACGAUCUCCCAGAGCCACGGACGACUUCCCGGUGGUCGAGUGGUGAAUACCGCGCGCAUGCGCCCUGCGAUCGCGCCGAAUCGCGCGGCCGUAGAGAACCCGUGGGCGAGAGGGGCGACACGCGCGGCGGAGAGGUGGCGCCGCGGCGGAGCGCCGCCGAACUAGCGCGGAGGACCGCGACUGCCGGAACCGGAAACCACCAGACGGAAGGAUGAGGACCUCCGGAGUGCUCGCCGCGAUUUUAAUCGGACUGAUCGGGACCCAGGCGAGCCAAGAUUCCGACGAACAGUUCAAUCGAAUACCGAAGAACAGGGACGAGGACAAGUGCUACGAUGACAAUGGGCGACCGCAGAGGUGCAUUCCGCCCUUCGAAAAUGCGGCCUUCAACGUCCUCAUGGAGGCUACCAACACGUGCGGGGAAAACGGGACCCCGACGGAGUUCUGCAAGCAGACGGGGGUGCAGAAGAAGUCCUGCGAGUUCUGCAGAUUCGGCGACCAUCCUGCCUCCUUCCUCACGGACCAGGAUAACAACGACAACGCCACUUGGUGGCAGUCGGAGACCAUGUUCGAGGGCAUCGAAUACCCGAACCAAGUCAACCUGACUUGGCACCUUGGAAAGACCUUCGACAUCACUUACGUCAGGGUGCUCUUCGAGUCGCCGAGGCCGGAGAGCUGGGGCAUCUACAAGAGGAAGAACGAGAACUCGCCCUGGGAGCCGUACCAAUUUUAUUCGGCGACCUGCAGAGACACUUUCGGACUCCCCGACUCCAAGGAGACGAUCCGCGGGGACGAUACCCGGGUUCUGUGCACCUCCGAGUACUCCGAUAUUUCGCCCCUGAGUAAGGGCACCGUGGCUUUCUCCACCCUCGAGGGACGACCCUCCGCGUAUAACUUCGAGACCAACCCCGAGCUGCAGGAAUGGGUGCAAGCUACGGAUCUCAGAAUAUCCCUCGUCAGGCUCAACACCUUCGGGGACGAAGUUUUUGGAGAUGACCAGGUCUUGAAGUCGUAUUAUUAUGCCAUUGCCGAUGUUGCAGUCGGUGCACGCUGCGCCUGCAACGGACACGCUGGGGAGUGCGUUAACAGCACCAGCGUCGACGGAAGGACUCGUCGAGUUUGUCGGUGCAAGCACAACACCGCCGGGCCCGACUGCAACGAAUGCCUUCCGUUUUACAACGAUGCACCCUGGGGACGAGCCACCACCGCUGACGCUCACGAGUGCAAACCGUGCAACUGCAACGGAUACUCCGAUCGGUGUUACUUCGACAAGGAGCUGUACAGAGCCACGGGACACGGGGGCCAUUGUUUGGACUGCAAAGCGAAUCGAGACGGCGCCAAUUGCGAGCGGUGUCGAGAGAACUUUUACCAGCGCCCAGAGGACGGCUAUUGCGUGGCUUGCAACUGUGACGAAACAGGUUCGAGGAGCCUGCAGUGCAACAGUGCCGGCAAGUGCCAAUGCAAACCUGGGGUGACCGGCGACAAGUGCGACCGAUGUUCGGCUAACUUUUACAAUUUCGGCUCCUUCGGUUGCUCCUCUUGCGACUGCAGUGUCAAAGGGUCCCUCGGGAACACCCCCAGCUGCGAUCCUGUAUCAGGAGUUUGCGUUUGUAAAGAGAACGUCGAGGGAAAGCGCUGUCGAGAAUGCCGACCUGGGUACUUCAACCUCGCCACCGAGAACGAAUUCGGGUGCACGCCUUGUUUUUGCUAUGGGCAUGCUUCGGUCUGCAGGCCAGCGACCGGAUACUCUAAGGUCGUUAUCGAGAGCAUGUUUGUGAGAGGCAACGAGAAAUGGACCGGUAGCGUUGCCGGUAACCCGAUGCCACUCCAUUACGACGCUCUUACGCAAACCGUAUCGGUCACCGCUCCCGACAGGGACAACGUCUACUUCGUCGCUCCUGAGAGGUUCCUGGGGGAUCAGCGAGCGUCGUACAACCAGGACUUGUCCUUCACCCUGAGAAUCGGCGAAACUGGACCCGCGCCUACGGCAAGGGAUGUUAUUUUGGAGGGUGGAAACGGCGAGGAAAUUACGCAGCCUAUCUUUGGACAAGACAAUCGAAUACCAUCCGUGACGCCACAAGAGUACAGGUUCAAGUUGCACGAGCAUCCAGACUACGGUUGGCAGCCCAGGCUCUCUUCCAGGGCGUUCAUGUCGGUUCUGUCGAACCUGACGGCGGUAAAAAUUCGCGGCACGUACACUCACCAAGGAAGAGGAUUCCUGGACGAUGUCAAGCUGGAGACGGCUCAUCGAGGAGCUGCCGGCGAACCCGCGGACUGGGUGGAGCACUGCCAGUGUCCUCACGGAUACGUUGGCCAAUUCUGCGAAUCCUGUGCUCCAGGAUUCCAUCACGACCCUCCAAACGGCGGCCCCUUCGCGAACUGCGUGCCUUGCAAUUGCAACGGGCAUGCUGAUAUUUGCGAAGCGGAGACUGGCCAAUGUAUAUGUCAGCAUAAUACAGCCGGAAGCAAUUGCGAGCAUUGUACUCGCGGGUACUAUGGAAAUCCUUUGAAGGGAACCGCUAACGAUUGUCAGCCGUGUCCUUGCCCCGACAAUGGGCCCUGUAUAUUACUGGGCAACAAUCCUGAUCCCAUUUGUUCCGAGUGUCCCCUAGGACGUACUGGACCAAGGUGCGAGACCUGCUCCGAUGGCUACUUCGGAAAUCCUGAAAAGGGACAAUCGUGUCGCCCUUGCGAUUGCAACAAUAAUAUCGACUUGAACGCCGUUAGGAAUUGUAAUCACGAGACUGGUGAAUGUCUCAAGUGCGUGAACAAUACUGCGGGUUUCCAUUGCGAGGAGUGUCUUCCGGGAUAUUACGGAGACGCGUUGUCCGAUCGCAAGGAGGACGGCUGUAGGUUGUGUCAGUGUUAUCCUUCUGGAACCAUGGAGCUGGAAAGCGGUGGCGUUGCUCCUUGCGAACAACUUACGGGACACUGCGCCUGCAAGCCUCACGUAAUUGGCAGGAAUUGUGACAAAUGCGAGGACGGCUAUUAUCAUAUAAUUAGCGGAGAAGGAUGCACAGCGUGUAAUUGCGAUCCUGAAGGCUCUUACAAUCGCACUUGCGAUGCUGUAACGGGUCAAUGUCAAUGCAGGCCCGGCGUCACGGGUUUGCGAUGCGAUGCUUGCUUACCGUAUCAAUAUGGCUUUGGUCGAGAGGGCUGCAAACUUUGCGACUGUGAUAACAUCGGCUCACAGGAUCUGCAGUGCGACGCCAAUGGACAGUGUCCUUGUCUGACAAACGUGGAAGGAAGACGGUGCGAUCGCUGCAAAGAGAAUAAACAUAACAGGCAGUACGGAUGCGUGGACUGUCCACCGUGCUACAAUUUGGUCCAGGAUGCUGUAAAUUCCCACAGGCGACGUCUCGCCGAUCUAGAAGAAACAUUGAGAAAGAUUAACAACAGUCCAACCGUCAUAAAGGACUCCGACUUCGAGAACGAGCUGAAGAACGUACAGGAGAGGGUUAAGAUGCUCUUGCAAAUCGCUAAGCAGGGUUCCGGAAGCGACAAGAAGACUCUGGUGGAACAGUUGGACGAAUUGAGAGAUCAGCUGAACCAAAUCGAAGAGAUCUCCCAAAAUGUGGAUCUAACGGCUGCCAAGGCCAAAAGGACUACGGAGGAAGGUCUCAUGAGCAUCGACGAGGCUGAGAAAGUUCUCGACAAGAUACACGAACAGUUAACCGAAGCUGAAGACUAUCUCGCAACUGACGGAGCCACUGCUUUGGUCGAUGCUCGAGCUCGAGCCGAACAAGUUGGUCAGCAGAAUUUGCAAAUGACAGCGAUCGCUCAAGAAGCACGUGUUCUAGCAGAUUUGAAUACCAACGAGGCGAAGAAGAUACAUUUGCUGGCGGAACAGGCAAGGAACACUUCCUUGGAAGCUUACAAUUUGGCCAAGAAAGCGAUCUCUAAAUAUUCCAACAUCAGCGACGAGAUCAGGGAUCUGGAAAACGAAUUGGAGGUAUUGGAAGAUCGCUUCGAGGAGGUGAAAAAUCUCUCAAGCAUCGCUGCCGCAAAAUCAUCGGCAGCUUCCCAGGAAGCUCUGAACAUCUUGAUCGUAGAUCUGACCCUACCCUCUAUUAACAUCGAAGAGCUCAAAAGCCAAGUAGAAGAAGUCAACAACGAGGGCUUGAAAAUAAAGGAGCAGGCACAAUUGCUGCUGGAUGAGAACGAUGCUACCAUUAAGGAAAUGCAAGGGAAAAUUAAACAAAGCGAAGAGCUUCUGGACCGAGCACAGGAGCAGCAAGCAGCAACUGCAGAAUUGCUGGCGGAGGUAGACGCAGCUCUCGAGAAAGCGAAGGACGCGGUGAAACGCGACGAUCAGACUCUGAAGGAAGCCCAGGAGACCCUGAAGAGAUUAAGCGAAUUUGACGCCGAGGUACAACGCGAGCGAAUAAAGGCGCAAGAAGCUUUGAGAGACAUCGACGAGAUAGAGAAAUUGAUUAACUAUGCUCUGCGUGAGGGCAACCAGAUACAGGAAACGCUAAUCGACGCCGAAGAGAAUGCCAUUAAAGCACGAGACGUUGCUAAAACAGCCCAGAUUAGCGCGGACAAAGCGAGUACCAACGCAAAUAACAUCAGAGUGGAGGCGAAUAAGACCAAAGCGGAGGCUUUGAGUUUGGGUAACGAGGCGGAGAAACUGCACGUCAGGGUUGGCAUCACGGAUUCCAUGAUACGUCAGUUCGAGGUGCAAGUGGCCCAUGAUGUCAACGCGACCAGUGAGGUGAACCACAAGGUGGGCCAAGCGAAGACCAACGUCACCCUAGCGAUGCAACAAGUAGAUAAAGCAUUGAACGAAGUGGCCGAAAUUAUAACGGAACUGGAGGCUCUUCCAGAAAUCAAUGACGCCGAUCUGGACCAACUGGAGAAGAGAUUAAUUGCGGCGGAGAAGCAGAUCGAGGCGGCCAAUCUGGACCAGAGGAUCCGAGCUCUGACCGACUCGAAGAACCUCCAAUCCCAGUGGAUUAAGAAUUACGAGAACGAGGUCAGUCGGCUUCGCAUCGAAGUCGAGAACAUCGACGACAUCCGGAAAGCUUUACCAACCGAUUGCUACAAGCGAGUCCGCUUGGAACCCUCGCGCUAAGUCCGGCUCUCCUCGCCGUUUCGGCAAGACGUGUUUAAAAGUAGAAAGAAAGAGAAAAAGAGUUAAGUAAGAAAACUAAGAGGACGCGUUUCUAAUCUCUCGAAUCCAGAUCUGUGCAUUUAAUGACAGUGCAGACGAUUGCAAUAAUACACUUAAUACCAAAGAUUUAAAUAGUAGAAACAGCGUGAAGGAUAUUCGACUGCUAUACCCGAAAACCCGUCGAGGGGAGAUGCGAAUGUAAGCUUCCCUAAUGCCUUAUUACUUGUAACGUGUAUGCAUUGUAUAUAGUAUCUAUAUACGCGGCCAAUAUUUCUCGAAUUCUCGAGUACAUAAAUUACUUUUACGGAACGGAGCUUUGAGGCGGAUACUAGACGACUUAUGUAUCGUCCAUCUAGAGAUGAAAAUCGAGACAUCGCUAGUUUUACCGACGGAAUGCCAUGUCGAGUCCGCGGCGACAGUAAGUCGCGACCGCGAUGUCAUGCGACUUUCGUUUUUUUACCUAUUUUUAAUUAUAGAAAAUAAUAUAAUGACGUACUUUUAUACAGUUUAGCCUAGUACAAAGUGUAGUGUAACGAUUCGUAGAAUAAAUGAAUUUAAGUAUAUUAAA
This is a messenger RNA of Orussus abietinus, 6835 nucleotides long. RefSeq names its product laminin subunit gamma-1 (gene LanB2). The transcript is spliced from 27 exons. The record is from RefSeq and is a predicted model, not a curated record. NCBI's taxonomy places the organism in Eukaryota, Metazoa, Arthropoda, Insecta, Hymenoptera, Orussidae. The coding region runs from base 1369 to 6228 and encodes 1619 amino acids.